GUCGGGUUUUCUUGUUGACACGUCGAGCACCCUGCCAUCAUGCCUACAUGCUCGAGCGUGAUGCGGAAUGGCGUGCGUUGUACGUCGCUUGUCCCCGCCGACGAUCCGUCUGCGUCCAUGUGUACGCACCACCAGCGUAUGGCUCGUGUCAUGGCGCUCGCCCCGAAGAAGCCAGAUGCGACUCCGUCGACAUCGCCGCCGCCUGGCCCUGCUAAUCCGUUGUUUCCGUCGUCGUCCGUGGUGCAUGUCCCUUUGUCGUCCGUCGGGGCUUUACGUGGGGCACCUCCGCUCCCCAUCCACGUUCCAUCCGAGUCAUUCUCGGACUACUUGAAGGUAUCGUUUCCAGGGGAAGUCAAGUCCGCGUCGCUGUCAUGUUCGUUCGAAGUGUCGUCGCGCGAAGGCGUGCCUGGCACACUCAUUGUGACCAACUACCGGCUCCGCUUCGAGCCAUCUUCGUCGCAGCGAUCUACCAACUUGCCUCCGUCUUUGCAGGAGGCCAUCACCCCUGGCUUGCCCACCGCGAGCGUGUCCAAGCUCACGUAUCCCCUGUCGUCAUCGUCAUCUUCAAACUCGAUGCCAGCCCAAGUCGUGGUGCACUUCCGCAACUGCCGGACAUGGGUCUUACGUGGCAACGUCACGGAGCUCAUGACGACAUUGAACCGCCUCGUGUUUGUCGAAUCCCCGCUGCACCUGUUUGCAUUUGCUCAAGGCAACACCGUCACCCCAGACCAUGUCCAAGGGCAUGCCAUCUAUGACCUCUACGCCGACUUUGCCGCCAUGGGCGUGUCACUUUCAUCAAGUCCAUUUCGAGUCACAGACGCAAAUCGAUCGUAUGCGAUCUGUCCGACGUACCCGCCCAUGUUUGUCGUGCCCGCCGCCAUGUCGGACGUCCAAGUGGCGGCGGUCGCGGGCUUCCGCUCCAAAGGCCGCAUGCCUCUGUGCUGCUGGGUCCAUUCAUCCAACUCGGCCAGUCUGUGGCGGUGUGCGCAGCCCAAGCGCGGGAUCUUCCAUGCCCAGAACGCCGACGACGACCACAUGCUGUGGCUCAUUGCCCAGACCAACAAGAUCAACGGACAGAAUGUGUGGAUCGUCGACUGUCGGCCGGAACUGAACGCGCGCGCCAACAACCUGACCGGCGGCGGCACCGAAAGCGGCAGCAUCCGCCACGCCACGGUCACGUUUAUGAACAUUGCCAACAUCCACGCGAUGCGCGAGUCGCUGGAAGCGGUCCGCCAGCUGGCGCUGAUGCCAUCCAUGGAGGCCGACCUCCACUGGUACUCGCGUGUGGAGGACACCAAGUGGCUAUACCAUGUGCGUUUGGUGCUGCGCGCGUCGAUUCAAACAGCGCACGCGAUCCACCAGAGUGCCACGUCAGUGGUCGUCCACUGCAGCGAUGGCUGGGACCGCACCGGCCAAGUGUGCGCCCUGUCGCAGCUGCUUCUGGACCCCAAGUACCGGACGCUCAUAGGGUUCAUGCAGCUGAUUGAAAAGGAAUGGAUCAAAGUCGGCCACAAGUUUGGCGAUCGUGUCGGGGCUGGCAAAUGUGAAAAUGACGAGCAAGCGCCGAUUUUCGUUCAAUUUCUUGACUGCGUGUGGCAACUGCACCGUCAGUUUCCCACGUAUUUCGAGUUUACGGGGCUGGCGCUGCUCGCGAUUGGGUUUCACGCGACGUCGGGGCGGUUUGGCACGUUUGUCGGCAACUGCGACCGGGACCGCGUCGUGGCUCUGCAAGUUGCUGGCCGGACGCCGUCGCUGUGGACGUUCAUGCUGGACAACGCCGUGCAGUUUCGCAAUCCGUUCUACCGCCCGUACGUCCAAGAGUCGCAUGAUGGCGACACGGGCGCGCUGGUUCCGUGGCCAGUCGCGACGGUCUUGAGGCGCGUGGUGCUGUGGGACGAAAUGUACUUGGCGCUGCCAUCUUGCGGCAACAUCACCAAGCCCAAGGACAUGGCCGCUGGAAGCUUCCAUCAAGCCAAGACCGCGGCGGAAGACUUGGAAAUGGCCAUGGCGGCCGCGCAGCAUCAGUUGUCGUCGUUCUGUUAAAUGGAUGUAUACACUGUGCGUGUCGUCGUUGCAGUUCAAAAGUGCAAUAUGCCA
This is a messenger RNA of Aphanomyces astaci, 2097 nucleotides long. RefSeq lists its product as hypothetical. Bases 40 to 2043 code for a protein of 667 amino acids. Lineage: Eukaryota; Oomycota; Saprolegniomycetes; Saprolegniales; Verrucalvaceae. Gene Ontology annotation, molecular function: phosphatase activity. The record is from RefSeq and is a predicted model, not a curated record. Gene Ontology annotation, biological process: dephosphorylation. The transcript has 6 exons.